This is a messenger RNA of Drosophila ficusphila, 600 nucleotides long. Its product is annotated as C-type lectin 37Db-like. The transcript has a single exon. Bases 1 to 600 code for a protein of 199 amino acids. The record is from RefSeq and is a predicted model, not a curated record. NCBI's taxonomy places the organism in Eukaryota, Metazoa, Arthropoda, Insecta, Diptera, Drosophilidae.
AUGAUCGAUCACAUCGCUUUUCACCAGAAGAAGCUGAAUGAGAUCCAAAGGAAGCUGGACAGGGUGGAUGUUCAGCAAUCUGAGCUGAAAAACUCAUUGGUUCAGAAGGAGGCUCCCAGCGAAAAUGCCAUCUCUUAUGAAUGGCAGACAAAACUGGAGGCGUUUGAAAAGCAACUGUCAGCGAUGCAGGAAUUACUAUCCAAAGUGAACAAGAGAACCGUAAAUCCGUAUUUGUACGAUCGGAUUGGCUCGAAAUGGAUUUACGUCGAACGCAAAAAUCGUCGAAAUUGGGAGGAAGCUGAAGCGUUCUGCCGCGAGAUAAACUGUCACCUGAUCAGAAUCCAGAACGACUCCGAGCUGAGAGCCCUGGGUGAAAAGUUGGAGAGACACACUCCCUACUGGCUGGGGAACAAUGACGUGGCCAAGGAGAGCAAGUUUGUGUCUGUGGCUUCCGGUCAGCCAGCUGCCUUUCUCAAGGAAGACUCCCAACCCGAAAACUGGAUCGAAAAACAGAGCUGCGUACAUAUCUAUAACGGCGAAAUGUACAACACCCACUGCAGAUCACUUGCAGUUUUCAUUUGCGAACCGAAUUUCGGUUAG